This is a messenger RNA of Pseudomassariella vexata, 3177 nucleotides long. RefSeq lists its product as uncharacterized. The record is from RefSeq and is a predicted model, not a curated record. The transcript is spliced from 3 exons. The coding region runs from base 1 to 3177 and encodes 1058 amino acids. Lineage: Eukaryota; Fungi; Ascomycota; Sordariomycetes; Amphisphaeriales; Pseudomassariaceae.
AUGCUCGCACCUACUGAAACCACGUCGUCGACCGCCCAGGCUGGCCUGUAUUUCGAUCCACUCAAGUUCGAUCGCUCCUCCUUGCCGGCUGUCCCAUCCAGCCAGAGGGCAUUUAAAAAGCACAAAGUCCUCCCACAUCCUAGAAACAACAAGCCGUACACCACCUACGAAGCACGACCAUCGGGUCAACUGAACGCUGAACCAUGCGCCGUGCCCGCGAGGCCGACCCUUCGGUCGUCGAAACCACCGUUACGAAGGGUUAGACCACCUGAUCCUCCCCCGACCCCGCCAACGCAUUCUCGUGCAUCCUCGAGUAGCCAGUCUGUCUUGCCACCAAGUCCAACCUACGUUGAGAGCCCAGCGGCGAGUGCUCCGAGCGCUGCGGGGAGGCUACCAAGCACGCCCCCGAACCAAAGAAGCCCUCCCACUCCCGAUGUGACACCACCCGACCCAACGCGGAGACCGAAAGCCUUCCGUCCCGUCCUGGCCGACCGCAUUCCUUCCAAGGCUACAACAGCAGAUUCCCGCGCUGACUCGUUCAAGACGGCGCGGGAGACUCCAGGUUCAUCAGCUGAGGAUUUGACCCUGCGUCUGAGGGCGUCUUCUGGUCGAACCUCCCAAAGCACAGUGCGGCAGUCCAAAGAUCCGAAACAGAAUACAACGCAGGGCUUGGGCUUGCGAUUAGAAUCCGAAGAAAACUUGACACCGCGGACGAAACACGAGUUUGUUGCUUUUGAUGGGGAAUGGGGCUCCGCAAACGACGUUGAGCAGGAAUGGGAUGAUAAUCUCAUGCGGAAUGUGACGGUGCGAAAACGGCGGAACCCACCCAAGGGCAAGGGAUCGAAUGGCCGCAAGCACGAGGUUGUUGAGGUUGUCGAAGAUGUGACAAUCACGCCGACCAACGCGACAAAGGCCUUACGCUCCAUACCCCUGCAAGAUCGCGUAGAAACGGUUGACUCCUCGCCAACCAAAGAACUUGGAGACCGGGGCAGCAAGCAUUGGACCGCGCUCUCAACCUCGGAAUCCUCAAUAAGUACCAAUCCCAAAAGAUCAUCUGGUAUGUCUACCAAAUCUACCGUCUCUACCAUCGUGGAGGCCAUUUUGGUUGAUACGCCGCCUCAACGGCUGAAGACACUGCGACACGUUAAGAAGCAAACGGGACUCAGGGAUUCCAGGUCAGACCUUUCUCCUUCCAGCUCUACUACAAACUCGAUUGGCUUGGACGAGAACGUGAGACAUCCUAGAGGGAGGGCCAGAUUUAACGUCGCUCGUUCGGAGAGUCUUGCGUCAUCUGGAACUGUCAGUUCCCUAGCCAGUCGCAAAGCACGCCGUGAGGUGUGGAAGAACGGAGGCAUUCCGGUCAUUGUCAUUCCCGACAGAAGGACGUCAAUGAAAUCUAUGGCGACGCCCUCGCUUAGGUCCACGAGCAGUCGCCGGUCUCAGAGAAGCAACAGCCUGAGUUCGGUGCCUCUGUCUAGUGUAUCCAAGGCUAAAGAAAAAGACUUGUCACUUUACCUUGACCGGCCUUCUCGUAGGGGUAGAACCCUUUCAGAAUCUGACGGCUCACUUCCAGGGGACCAGCGGACUAUAGACUAUCCCCCAAUGGUUCCAGUUCGAACGUCUUCCCUGUCGGCACCAACAAGCAGGAAUACGUCCCGUGCGGGCUCUCUUGCGGGCUCUCGAACUGGGUCCAGAUCGAACUCGCUGACUGCAGAGAGCCUAACGGCGCACAAUGCGGUCCAGGGGCAGCACAAGCGAUUGCCACCACCCAAAGUUACUGUGGAACGUGUCCCCUCCUCGCACAGAGAUGCGCAUGACCACAGGCCACUGGUUGACCACAACGGGGACCCGUUCUUCGGCAAACGACUGACCACGCACAACACACCAUUUUCCAUAGCAUCCGUCGAGACAAACGGAACACACUCUGCAGCAGAGGUUUCGGAAGCCAUGGCGGUGAACAUCUACCCGCACCAGAACAAAUCUGUACUCAUGGUCGAUCACACCUCAUCGAAAUCCGGAGAGACAAACGUUUUACAGAGGCAAAGGUCUGCUGGGACGGAUGAGAUGGCGACGACCCCGGUAAUUGAUAAACCCAAGAUCAUAACCAGCAGUCCUGACGGGGGCCCCGUCACACCUCCCCAACCUUGGUUUUCCAUGGACGAAGUGGAUUCUCCUCUACGAAAUCCACGUGCACCUCCCGAACCCCCUGCCCUUGCUGUCCCUCCUCCUGCAAUUAAGUUCAUUCCAGCUACUCCAUCGGGCCUCACUCCCGCUGCGGACAAGAUGAAGAUGCUUGGCAACUACUUCGAGGAGACUGAGAGGCGGCCUUCGCUGGUCAAGCGGGCUUUGAGUCUGCGCGUAAGUUCAGACGGCAGUGCUCAGCGUCCGGGAUUCCUCCUGCGCACUCUGUCCAUGUCCAAGAAUACUCACAAGGACACAUCCGAGAAUUCAGCGGUGGAAAAGGGGAAAGACGCCAUAUUGACUCAAUAUCCCACUGCCAAUGAUCCACCGCCUGAUGAAGCCAGGUUACAUCCAUUCUGGCGGCCAACCUCCUCGCUCUUCGACAGCCAGGGCGACGAGGAUUGGGUCUAUGACAUAACCGACGAAGGCGAUCGAGUUUACAGAUACCCGCCUGUUGAUAAUCGCCCCUCACCUCCACGCCGCUCCCUUAGUCAGCGGAUGAAGAAUACGUUUGCCAUAUUGCCUGUGGCUAACGAUGAUCAUUACACGGCAGCCGACAGCUACGGGCCCGAGAGGCGCACCAUCAAACGCACCAAAAGUGGCAAUCUUCGUGUCAUGCGACAUCAGAAUAGCUAUAGCAGCAUGCGCUGGGGCCGUUCUGCUUCGCCCUCGUCAUUGCGCCAUCGUUCGCAGUCGCAAGCCAUGACUGGCCAGGGUCGACCUUCCACGGCGCCUGACCGAACGGGCCGCCGCAUGUCGGGAGUCGAGAAGCGUCAGUACGGCUUGCAGAACCUGCAGCGCAGACUGAGUGAACAUAGAAGACAGAAGAGGACCGACGCGUUGCGUGGGAAGAUCAGCGGCCCCCGCGAGGUUAGGGAUGGCGUUGGCGAGGUCAUCAAACGCAAAAGUUACAAGGGCCAAGUUAUCAGACUCCAUCUGGCAUCACGAGCGACACGGGUGAUCGCACCGAACGGCACAGCCAAUCGGACGGUGUAG